CCCUUCUAAAUUGUUUGUUAUCUUGUUUGAAGUAGAAUUUGACGAGCUACACUCUUAAGUCUCGGCGGCGUUUGGUUCCAUUGACUCGAGCCUUCACAGCACCGCCCGUCAGAACCGAUUGUAAGCUAACGCGUCAAAAAUGAUGCUGCACGCUACUGCUCCCCUGACCGGCAAGGCCGUUGCCUGCAAAGGCUCUCGUAGCGUCCCUUGCGUCGCUCCUCGCACGACAGCUCGCCGCCUGCCUGUCGCGCGCGCCACCAGCACCGAGAGUGAUGAGAUUGCUCUGCUGGAGAAGGCCCUGAGCAUUGCCAAGGAGCGCGCCGCCAAGGCCAAGGAGGUUGCUGCUGCCCCUCCCGCUACUGCCGCCGGCGGCUACAGCGGCCCCGGCUUCACCAUCAAGACCUUCAACGCCAUCUCGCCCGUUGGCCUGGAGCGCUUCCCCGCCGGCAAGUACGUGGUCAGCGGCGACGACGCCAAGCUGCCCGCCUCGCCCAUGGCCAUCAUGCUGCGCUCGCACCAGCUGAAGCAGGAGGAGGUGCCGCCCACCGUGCGCUGCAUCGUGCGCUGCGGCGCCGGCGUGAACAACAUCCCCGUCCCCAAGAUGACGGAGCUGGGCAUCCCCGUGUUCAACACGCCCGGCGCCAACGCCAACGCCGUGAAGGAGCUGGUCAUCUGCGGCCUGCUGCUGGCCAGCCGCGGCAUCCUGGAGGGCAACAAGUACACCGAGGAGGUCAUCUACAAGGAGGAGAACAUGGACUACGACAAGGUGGCUAAGCGCAUUGAGAAGGACAAGGCCAAAUUCGUGGGCUGCGAGAUUGAGGGCAAGACGCUGGGUGUGGUGGGCCUGGGUGCCAUUGGCGGCCGCGUGGUGAACGCCGCGCUGGCCCUGGGCAUGAAGGUGGUGGGCUAUGACCCCGUGCUGUCGCUGGACGCCGCCUGGAAGCUGCCCGGUGACCGCAUGGCGCGCGCAGAGAGCCUGGAGGACCUGCUGAAGGUGUCGGACUACGUGACCGUGCACGUGCCGUACAUCAAGGGUGCCACGCACCACAUGAUCAACGGCACCAACCUGAAGCAGUGCAAGCCCAACGUCAGCUUCCUGAACUUCUCUCGCACGGAGAUCAUUGACGGCGAGGCCCUGCGCGACAUGUACAAGGCCGGCCGCCUCACCGGCAAGUACAUUUCCGACUUCGCUGACCCGUUCCUGUCGGGCCACCCCAAGCACCUGGUCAUUCCCCACCUGGGCGCCUCGACCGAGGAGGCUGAGGACAACUCGGCUGCCAUGGCUGCGGAGACCGUGAAGGACUUCCUGGAGACCGGCACCAUCCGCAACUCGGUCAACUUCCCCCAGACCGUGCUGGACAAGAAGCCCGGCCACAUUGGCGGCCGCCUGUGCAUCGUCAACAAGAACGAGGCGGGUGUGCUGGGCCAGAUCACCACCUUCCUGGGCACGCAGAACAUCAACAUUGAGCAGCAGAUCAACACCUCGCGCGGCGACAUCGCCUACACCGUGCUGGAUUUCGGCAAGGUGGAGGACCCCGCCGGCCUGCAGGCGGGCCUGGCCAAGGCCUGCCCUGCCAUCAUCUCGUCUCGCUUCAUCGGCAACGUCUUUGACGAUGAGCUGGGGCAGCCCGGCACAUACUUCUACGUCAAGUGGGCCAACAGCGCAUAAGCGGCUUGCUCGUUUGCCAGCUGGGGCGCACCGUGGCUGCGGCCUCACGGGAUGGCGAUUUCGGGCAGACAGCGCUGGUGCAGGAGCCGUGCGGAGCAUGGCUGGCGUGCAGCGCAAGCGGUCUAGUGGCGGCUGCGGGCGCUGGGAGCAUUGAAGAGCCUCGAUAAGCCUCAGUAUAUUACAUAGGCCUUCUUCGAUAUAGGCGUCCGGUGAAUGGUCUGCAGGGAAGGGCACAUAGGCCCCCAGCUACCCUUCCAAUUACAGUGUAAGAGUGACUUAGUGAUAACAUUUUGACGGUUGCGAGUGUCUGACUGCUUUGACAAGAGUGGCAUGCGCGUUCUGCAUUAUACGCAUGGCUGACCCUUCACUUGCGCCUUGCGGCUACUGUUUACCACGGUGUGACAAGCGUGGAUCCGUUCAGGCGUUACUGAUACUCAAGCUGACACAAGUGACCGUUGCGUUGCGGAUUGGCGUGUGACGUAUAAAUGGUGGUAACGGGGUCCGAUUGCAGGGCUAGGUGUGUGUGUUGCCUAGAGGGCUGCACACGAAUUCUUUGGAACAUGCGGCUUGGUCCCGUUCGGGUUCCUGAAGAGUGCAGGAUUUCGAUAAAGCGGCCGCAGGGGUGCACUCCUCAGCGGCCGCAUGUGCGCGUCGAUCAUUGGUGCCCGAUUCUUUCCAGUGUAAAUGCACUGCCUGCAAGCAAGUUGCGGUGGCAGGUGGCAGGUGACGGCGCUAUGCCAGGGUGCCAUAUGGAAUCGCUGGACAUGAUGCUCAGGUCGCGGAGGGCUUGAAUACCAGCUAGGAGCAAUUGCGCAACGACACGGGACUCGCGGGUGUGGGGUGGGGCGGGCUGGCCAGGGCUGACCGUGUCAAGCCAACAUGCCGAGCCCCAAUGUGCAGAACCGCCGGCCUGAACAUAUGCCGCCUUCA
Molecule: messenger RNA, 2599 nt
Organism: Chlamydomonas reinhardtii
Lineage: Eukaryota; Viridiplantae; Chlorophyta; Chlorophyceae; Chlamydomonadales; Chlamydomonadaceae
Exons: 6
Coding region: 140-1669 (509 amino acids)
Biological process (GO): L-serine biosynthetic process
Molecular function (GO): phosphoglycerate dehydrogenase activity; NAD binding
Source: RefSeq, a predicted model, not a curated record